UUACUGCGUCUGGACUAAAUUCUUCGUAAGGCCUAUGCUAGAGCGAUUUAGAGUCGAUUCAGAGUCAUCUUCUUUAAAACUACUGACUUUGUUCUGACCAUUUUAGCCAAAAAUGGAUGAACGAGAGCAAGAACGAAAUGCAGUGAUAAAGAUAUGCUUUGAAAUGGGACUCAUGUACAAAGACAUAGUUACGAUUCUUGCCACAGAGUGUGGAAUUGUAAUUUCUUUCCGUCAUUUGAAAAGGCUGCUCAGACAGCAUGGCCUGUCAAGGAGAAAAAACUACAGUGACAUCGGUGAGGUUGUAGACUUUAUUCUAAAGCAGGUCGAGGGAUCGGGUCGUCUGCAUGGCUACCGAUGGAUGUUUGAAAAAUGUCGGGCACAUCAUAUCAAUUGUAAAAAGGAAGAUGUAAGGAUAAUCCUUGGAGUUGUCGACCCAGAAGGGACAACUCAGAGGAGAAGGAGAAGACUGAGGCGACGUCAGUAUUCAUCCAAAGGGCCAAACUUUUUGUGGCAUCUGGACAGCUACGACAAACUGAAAGCAUUUGGAAUAUGCAUUAAUGGCUGCAUCGAUGGGUUUUCCAGGAAAAUAAUGUGGAUGAACGCCUACCACACUUCAUCAGACCCGAAGGUGAUUGGAGGGUACUACAUAGAAAAGGUGUCAGACAUCGGAGGAUGUCCAUCUGUUGUACGUGGGGAUCUAGGUACCGAGAAUGGAUAUGUGCGUGACUUUCAAAGGUUCUUCCGUGAGGACGACGAAGAUGGCAUGGCGGGCAUUCGCAGUUAUCUAGAAGGUCCAAGCACCGCCAAUCAAAGGAUCGAGUACUGGUGGUCCUUCCUUCGAAGGGAGUGCAUGGAAUUUUGGAUCUAUUUUUUUCGCGAUUUGCAAGAUGACGGUGAUUUCAUUGGCAAUUUCGUAGAUGUCAAUCUCCUACGGUUUUGUUUCUUACAUCUUAUCCAGGCUGAGCUUGAUGAAGUGGUAGAUGUAUGGGAUCGGCAUCUCAUUAGACCAUCGAGGAACGUCCAAGCUCCUAGCGGCCGCCCAAACAUCAUGUUCAACUUGCCGUCUUUGUACACUACAAGAGAUUAUCUGCAUGGUGUGAGCCAGGAACGUAUGCAAGCAUGCAAAGAGGAAUGUGUUUUCAGAAAAACAAUACCAUGUGAUGAAGACAUCUUUGAACUCUGUUGCAUCGUGAUGAAUGAAGUUGGGUACGAGUAUCCAAGAGACCGACACGGUGCUCGACUUCUUUAUGUAGCUCUUCGACAUGAGAUAACACACUUGCUUAACAAUUAAUUCUGUCUGAAGGUGCAGCAGCUAUAGGUUCAAACCAACUUAACCAAGGAAUACAAACAAUGCCUGUUCAUGUGGGUGUGUUUUAAGUUUUUCCUUUUUGUUCUUCUUAAGGAAAUAAGCAUAGUCUAAUUGCCUUCUCGCCAAUCAUUGGUUUUGUACACAGUUUGACCUAGAUUAUCUGGCCACUAUCUGGCAAGGAAUUUUUUUUCCUCACUCUUUGCUUCAAGAUUGAGGGAAAGUUUCUUACUUUGUUUUAUUUAAAUUUUGUACAAACAAAAUGAAACAAGUCUGGAACAAAAGCUUGCCAUUUAAAUGUAUAAGUUUGUUCAUAUACCAGUUUAAUUAAGUAAUAGGAUAUGCUCUAUAUAGAGACAUGUUGUCUAGGACUUGUCUCUCAUAUAUGGCCAAAUCAAUUAUCUGGAUGAAGGCCGGUCCCGACCAGAUAACCGAGGUCGAACUAAAAUAAUUCAGCAAUGAGUCAAUGGAGGUUUACAUUUCAAAGUGAUGGACAAGUAUUGAUUUCUUGUAACUUUUUAUUGAAAGUAGAAAAAAAGAUUGACACAGAUCUCGGUACAAAAUCUAUAAGGACUACAUAGGCACUCUGUAGGCAUCUUAAGCAUUUUAUUGAAGUUUUUCAUACUCAACUUUCUUACUGCUUUGUUCGCCUUGGACAUAUUGUAAUUGUUCUGUUCAUGUCAUAUUACUACAUGUAAUUAAAUCAACUUGAUUAUCUUCCA
Lytechinus pictus (painted urchin) is the source of this 2028-nucleotide messenger RNA. RefSeq lists its product as uncharacterized. NCBI's taxonomy places the organism in Eukaryota, Metazoa, Echinodermata, Echinoidea, Temnopleuroida, Toxopneustidae. The record is from RefSeq and is a predicted model, not a curated record. The transcript has 2 exons. The coding region runs from base 113 to 1291 and encodes 392 amino acids.